This is a messenger RNA of Penaeus chinensis, 1326 nucleotides long. Its product is annotated as troponin C-like. The coding region runs from base 1 to 570 and encodes 189 amino acids. The record is from RefSeq and is a predicted model, not a curated record. Lineage: Eukaryota; Metazoa; Arthropoda; Malacostraca; Decapoda; Penaeidae. Gene Ontology annotation, molecular function: calcium ion binding; enzyme regulator activity. The transcript is spliced from 6 exons.
AUGUCCCGGCACAGAAUUUCCUGCAAAAAUCUCUAUUCUGUUCUCGUGCCUCUUUCUGUUAAUAACGCUGAGUACUUUGGGGAGCUCAUUUUACUAAAUCUAAGUAACAUUGCUUUACAGGACAGUUUGGAUGAGGAGCAGAUUGAGACCCUCCGGAAGGCGUUUGACUCCUUCGACACGGAGAAAACCGGCUCCAUCACGUCCGAGACCAUCACCACCAUCAUGAGGAUGAUGGGCGUCAAGAUCUCGGAGAAGAACCUGCAGGAGGCCAUCGCCGAGACUGACGAGGACGGUUCCGGUCUUCUGGAAUUCGAGGAGUUCGUCGAGCUGUCGGCCAAGUUCCUCAUCGAGGAGGACGAGGAGGCGCUCAAGGCCGAGCUCAGGGAAGCCUUCCGUAUCUACGAUAAGGAAGGAAACGGCUUCAUCACCACCGACGUCCUGAAGGAGAUCUUGGCCGAGCUUGACCCCAGGCUGACCCCCGCUGACCUCGAGAACAUCAUUGAGGAGGUCGACGAGGACGGAUCCGGCACCCUCGACUUCGACGAGUUCAUGGAUAUGAUGAACGGUUAAUUCCUUCAUGGGUCCCCCUGAGUCGCCACUCACUCGCCAUUCAAGAGUCUGUCUGGGAAUGGUUGUUAGUCACACUCAGCAGACGAAAUCGUUUCACUUCAUUCUCUCUUUCGCUCUUUGGACUUCAUUCUCUGUCUGAAUUCACUCUGUAUUACGCUGUCUUCCUGAAUUCACUCUGUAUUAUGCUCUUUAUCUGAAUUCACUCUGGAUUUCACUCUCUUUCUGAAUUCACUUUGCAUUACGGUGUCUUCCUGGGCCGUCUCUCUCCCUUUCUUGGUCUUUCUCUCUACCCCCUUUUGUUCCGUUGAAAUCCUGGUCUUUCUGUUAAUUUGAGUUUUUGUUUAUCUUUCUCUCUCUUUAUCUUUGGGAUUUUUUUUUUUUUUCUGACGACUUCUAAAACUCUUUUUAUUUAUUUCAUCUCUCUCUCUCUCUCUCUCUCUCUCUCUCUCUCUCUCUCUCUCUCUCUCUCUCUCUCUCUCUCUCUCUCUCUCUCUCUCUCUCUUACACCUCCUUUAUUUACGUCUCUGCCUCUUGAGAUAGUUCACAUCGGCAUUCCUAUUAAAUAUUUGAUAAAUUGUUACGUCAACCUGUUUGUUUUUGGUCAAGCCUGAGUGCACAGUGCUAGUGCUACGAAGGUCAGUAGCCAGGUCAGGUCAGGUCAGCAUGGGGUGAUGUAUGACUUUCGUUCAACCCGUGAGAAUACAGCCAUGUAUUUGUUGUAUUUGUGUAAAUAUCAAAUACACUACAUGUACCGUU